Messenger RNA from Neltuma alba, 1541 nucleotides. RefSeq names its product isocitrate dehydrogenase [NADP]-like. Bases 116 to 1354 code for a protein of 412 amino acids. The record is from RefSeq and is a predicted model, not a curated record. Gene Ontology annotation, biological process: NADP+ metabolic process; isocitrate metabolic process. Gene Ontology annotation, molecular function: magnesium ion binding; isocitrate dehydrogenase (NADP+) activity; NAD binding. NCBI's taxonomy places the organism in Eukaryota, Viridiplantae, Streptophyta, Magnoliopsida, Fabales, Fabaceae. Gene Ontology annotation, cellular component: mitochondrion. The transcript is spliced from 15 exons.
GUCCUACUUUUCGGCACCUUGUUCAUCCGUUUCUUCUCACUUCUCAGCUACUUCUACUUCCGCAUCUUCUUCUCUGUGCCUUCCCACCGAUUCAACUCUCAGAGAAGCUCAGAAAAUGGGAUUCGAGAAGAUCAAGGUCGCCAAUCCUAUCGUCGAAAUGGACGGUGAUGAAAUGACCCGAGUUAUUUGGAAGUCAAUCAAGGACAAGCUUAUUCUCCCCUUUCUCGAGCUGGACAUUAAGUAUUUUGACCUAGGCCUACCUCAUCGUGAUGCUACUGAUGAUAAAGUGACGGCUGAAAGUGCAGAAGCAACUCUGAAGUAUAAUGUGGCAAUUAAGUGUGCAACUAUAACUCCAGAUGAAGCUCGUGUGAAGGAGUUUGGUCUGAAGCAAAUGUGGAAGAGUCCUAAUGGGACAAUUAGGAACAUCUUAAAUGGAACUGUCUUCAGAGAGCCAAUCCUUUGCAAAAAUAUCCCUCGCCUUGUUCCAAGUUGGACAAAGCCAAUCUGUAUUGGAAGGCAUGCUUUUGGUGACCAAUAUCGGGCCACUGACACAGUAAUUAAAGGGGCUGGAAAACUGAAGCUGGUUUUUGUACCAGAAGGGAAAGAUCAGCCGACUGAAUAUGAAGUUUUCAACUUCACUGGUGAAGGAGGUGUUUCAUUGGCGAUGUAUAACACUGAUGAGUCCAUCCGUGCUUUUGCAGAGGCUUCAAUGUCAACUGCUUACCAGAAAAAGUGGCCUCUAUAUCUUAGCACAAAGAAUACGAUUCUGAAGAAGUAUGAUGGAAGAUUCAAGGACAUUUUUCAAGAAGUUUAUGAGGCCAGCUGGAAAUCAAAGUUUGAGGCUGCUGGUAUAUGGUAUGAGCAUCGGCUCAUUGAUGAUAUGGUGGCUUAUGCUCUCAAGAGUGAAGGAGGAUAUGUAUGGGCUUGCAAAAACUAUGAUGGAGACGUUCAGAGUGAUUUCUUAGCUCAAGGUUUUGGUUCAUUGGGUUUGAUGACGUCUGUACUGGUGUGCCCUGAUGGCAAGACUAUAGAAGCCGAAGCAGCCCACGGAACAGUUACUCGACAUUUUAGGGUUCAUCAGAAAGGUGGGGAAACCAGCACAAAUAGCAUAGCAUCCAUCUUUGCUUGGACAAGAGGGCUAGCCCACAGGGCAAAGUUGGAUAAUAAUACCAGGCUGUUGGACUUCACUGAAAAACUGGAGGCAGCUUGCGUUGGAGCAGUAGAAUCAGGGAAGAUGACCAAGGAUUUGGCCCUAAUCAUUUAUGGAUCCAAGGUUUCAAGGGAGCGAUAUCUGAACACACAGGAAUUCAUUGAUGCUGUAGCAAGCGGGCUGAAAGCAAGACUUUGCGCUUAGGCUUCAUAUUGAUUCAUUUCAUGUAUGAUCACAGAAAACAGAUUAUAUGGGCUCUUACUUUGGAAUGGGCCGAUUUAUGGGACCCGGAAGGGGAAGACAAUGAUUUGCACCAUAUUCAUCAUUUCUUGUCUUCGCAUUUUUCGAUCGAACUCUAUCUUUUCAGCAAGUUAUUGUUUAUUAAAAUGCA